Lotus japonicus is the source of this 2218-nucleotide messenger RNA. RefSeq lists its product as uncharacterized. Lineage: Eukaryota; Viridiplantae; Streptophyta; Magnoliopsida; Fabales; Fabaceae. The transcript is spliced from 7 exons. Bases 281 to 1630 code for a protein of 449 amino acids. Gene Ontology annotation, biological process: lipid catabolic process. The record is from RefSeq and is a predicted model, not a curated record.
AAAACCAACUCCAUCUGCAACUGGAUUUGACUGUCUGGUGACUCUAUCUCACUUCAAUUCUCUCUCUCUCUUCACUUCCUGUCUCACUUCAAUUUCUCUACAAAUCAAGUUUCAAUUUUUCUUAUUGAUCCUCAACUACUAGAAAAGGAGUGGCAGACAUUCACAUCCUCUUGUGCUAUUCACACCCUCCGUUUGUUACUUCUGCGCUUUGGGGUUUCUAUUGAUUACUUCCUGAUCAACCCUAGUGAAUUAGAUUACAUGAUAUCUAUAACCGGCAUUGAUGUCAGUUAUCUGUGGGCUUCCUAUACUUGAGUGUGUUUCUUGUCUGGCCUGUUCCCGUUGGGUUUGGAAAAAAUGUCGGUACACUGCGGGCUAUGAGAGUGAAAAUUGGGGCCUGGCUACUGCAGUAGAAUUUGAGCACAUACCUCGAUUUUGUCGUGUAAUCUUAGCGGUCUAUGAGGACGAUAUUCGUAACCCCCAAUGGGCUCCCAAAGGAGGUUAUGGCAUUAAUCCUGACUGCGUUAUCUUGCGUAAGGAUUAUGGGGAUAACGAAGGUUGUGUGACUCCUUACAUGAUAUACCUUGAUCAUGAUCAUGCUGAAAUUAUACUGGCUGUUAGUGGACUUAAUUUAGCAAAGGAAAGUGAUUAUGCAGUUUUGCUUGAUAACAAACUGGGCCAGACAGAAUUUCAUGGUGGUUAUGUUCAUAAUGGGUUAUUGAAGGCGGCAGGCUGGGUUUUUGAUACAGAAUAUGAGGUUCUCAGGGAGCUGGUGGCUGAAAAUCCAACUUAUAUGCUCACAUUUAUUGGACAUUCUCUAGGGGCUGGUGUGGUGGCAUUAUUGACAAUGCUAGCCCUUCAUAAUCGAGACAAAUUGGGGAUACAGAGAGACAACGUAAGAUGUUAUGCGAUAGCUCCUGCGCGUUGUAUGUCUCUCAAUUUGGCUGUAAGAUAUGCGGAUGUGAUCAGUUCUGUCGUGCUACAGGAUGAUUUUUUACCUCGGACAACCACCGUGCCUCUAGAAGCUGUCUUCAAGUCACUUUUAUGUUGGCCCUGUUUAUUAUGUCUACUGUGCUUAAAGGACACUUUCACACUGGAGGAGAAGAAACUUAGAGAUCCAAGGCGUCUAUAUGCUCCUGGUCGUCUCUAUCACAUUGUGGAGCGAAAGCCCUUCAGGUUUGGAAGGUUUCCACCUGUUGUUAGGACAGCGGUGCCUGUUGAUGGCAGAUUUGAUCAUGUAGUUCUUUCUUGCAAUGCAACUGCUGAUCAUGCCAUCCUUUGGAUAGAGAGGGAAUCCCAAUGGGCUCUCGAUUUAAUGCUAGAGAAUGAUCAGCAUAUGGAGAUUCCAGCAGAGCAGAGGAUGGAGAGGCAAGAAUCUCUAGCUCGAGAACACAGUGAAGAGUACCAAGCAGCCCUUAAGAGGGCAGUUGCUUUGGAUAUUCCUCAAGCAUAUUCACCUUCAUCAUAUGGAACAUUUCAUGAACUGGAAGCUGGGGAGGACUCUGGAAGAUCAAGCGGCAAAGGCUCCUCCUUAUUCUAUAAGAACAGAACAGCAAGUUGGAAUGAUUUUGUCGGGCGUCUGUUUGAUAUGGAUGACUCAGGUCAUAUGGUGUUCAAGAAGACACACUCAUAAAAAGUUUCUUUCAUAAAGCAUUAUUUGCUUCUUUCUUCCUCUCUACCUUUUAUUAUUCUAUUUUUUCGGCCAAAAGUUAUAAUUUCUUAAAUUAUAUGAAGCACCCAUUCUACUUCAGAAUGAUGUUCUGCUGGCCACCAUGUGAAUAUUCUAAAAUGUCUUGGUAGAUUUUAUAAACUUCAGGUAUUUGUCUUCCUAUUCCUUUGGUGUUUCAGGUCAUGGAUGCACACAAAAUCCAAAUAAAUUGCCUUAUAGCUGGGACUAGUGCUGGUGAAGGGAAAUGUGAACCCAAAACCAGAAUAUGCUUUUCUAGAUGUUCUAAGCAUGAUGUUUUGCUUAUACCUGCUGUCAAUAGAGAGCACAAAGACCAAACUGGAUUGAUUUUGCUACAGCUUUUAGUGAUGUUUAGCAUUGCUGUUGCUAUUGUAAUGUAGUUAUUUAAAGUUGAAUUUGGAUCCUACAACUCUCCAAGGGCCAAUGAGUCUAUAUUCUUUAGCCUUUAACAGAAUCUUCGGCCAAGGUGCUUCACAAAAGCACUUCAAGUCAGGCUAGUUUGGAUCAAAUUUUUAACCACUUGGUUUCUUAGGA